UUUUUUUUUUUUUUUUCAUUUUUGCACCUAUUUGAAAAUAUACUUGAACCAGUUUUCAGCCAUGGCAAACAGUGAUAAAAGAUUUCCAAAGUUGCGAUUUGCGCUCAUCACCGAGGAUGCUUUGGAGAUGCUGCGCCCGGAUCAAAAAACGCAAGAGUCGAGCCUUAUGGAGGUGAAGGACAUGUACGAGACGAUCAAUAAUACGGUGACUGUGCUGCUGGAGCAGAAGCUGAGGAACCUCAAGCUGGACAAGCUGGACCAAUUGAUCGAGGACAAGGUAUGCGAGAUACUCGAUCGCCACAGGGAGAUACGCAAGAGCCUGCGUGGCCUUGGAACGCCAAAGACAUCCGAUGAAUCGAUUCAUACGGUAUCCGAGUUCGGCAGCAGGCCCAUCAGACCGAUUAAGUUCGAUGCUCGAUCAAUCAAUUCGAUCGCCUCCAGGGGAAUGCGCCCCAAAAAGGCCAAGAAGGAACAAUUCACCACCGAUUAUCCCUACCAAACGGAGCAGGCCAACGAACGCAAGACGACACCAACGAAUAUUAUUAAUACGAAUAAUACGAAUAACAAUAAUAACAAUAUCAAUAAAGGUAAUAACAGAAAUGGAAUCAAAAAUGGAAAUCUACGACCUGUCGCGACAACCGAACCGAAGAAACAUUGCGCUCGGGACAUUGCGGUCAAGUAUUUCAAGGAAUUGGAUGAUCGAUGCAAGCGCAAACAAUGAAGCAUGCUCUGAUGAGAUAAAUAUACAUAUACAUAUAUAUUCAUUAUAAUGUUCCUAUAUGAUUAAAGUUAUGACCAUGUUUCAAA
Molecule: messenger RNA, 807 nt
Organism: Drosophila montana
Lineage: Eukaryota; Metazoa; Arthropoda; Insecta; Diptera; Drosophilidae
Exons: 1
Coding region: 62-721 (219 amino acids)
Source: RefSeq, a predicted model, not a curated record